AUGUAUGUUUACGGCGAGCAAAGUAUAACAGGCGAUCUUUUAGAAGCUGAAGAGACUAAUACGGAAGAUGGAGGAUUCAAUUUUUCCGACGAGGAUCAUCCUGAGUCAUAUUCACCUGAAGCUGAAACUCUUGCUUUAAGUUUUGAGAGAGAAUCCUCUUUGGAAAACAGUAGUACAGCAUCGCCAGAACAAACGUUAUCACCUAUCGAUGAAUUAAACUCCAAUAAACAUUACAGACCGAAUUAUGGACGUCGAAAUGCACAGUUUACUCCAAGGUGCUGGAAAUUGCUUAUUGAACUGAUCCGAGAAACUAUGGAAACAUCAAACUUAACCUUUGAAGAUGCAAGAGAAUCCCUUUGGAAAUCAAGGCGUAUACCAAAAAUAUUUCAGAAAGUAAUUGUUCACUUUCGGGUCGAAAUACCAGGUAUAACCAGAAGGACUCUGCAUCGUCAUCUUCGAGGAUAUUUUCACGUUCCUGGUUUCUCCCAGUUUGGCUAUGUGGAUUCAAAUAUAUCUGGAACUUGGGGUGUAAAAGAAGCAGAAUUGGUUGAGACUCAUAUAACCCGUUUCCAAGAGGAAAAAAAUCUCUCCGAGCACGAGUUUUGUGAAUUGAUUUGGGCUAAUGAUUAUACAAUGGAAAUCGAUCAGCUGUAUAAUACAAUAGUGGAUGAACUUGAACGAGAUAAAAAAAGUGUUCAAGGUUUUGUUCGCCGAAAAUAUUACCCUUUUUUGCAUAGAAACUCUUGGACGUUAGAGGAAGAGGAACAAUUGAAAAGCCUUGUCAAGACCCACGGUAAGUUAUGGUCAAAAAUUGGUCAAAUUCUCAAUCGACGUCCCAUGCAGUGUCGAGAUCAUUGGCGAGAUUAUAUUCAGUGUGGAAGCGUUCGUCAUUCUCCUUGGACAGAAGAUGAGUCCAAAAGACUCUUAGCAUUCGUGUCGGAAUGCAAACAGCAAUCUUCCCUAAUACCAAUUCAGUGGGAACUUAUUGCCAAAAAGCUCAAAAACAGACAUAGACAUCAUUGCAAAUCGAGAUUCUAUUCCCUUCUGAAGAGUACUUCUGAUAAAGAACUCUUGUUUUAUCCGGGUGAUAAUAUAUGGAUGAUACAAAGGAUCAAAGAAAUGGGCAUCGAAAAAGAAGAACUGAUUGAUUGGAAUCAGAUAUCAGACCUUUCAGGCCAAUUUUGGACUUCAAAAGCUUGCGCGAAGCAAUUCAAAAAGAUAAAAAAAUGCUUAUUUGUGAACAAUAAAGAUAUCUUUCCUGUUUUGAUUCAGAGAUUACUAGACGUGUUUCAAUGUGCCGAGUCUGAAAACUUACCUUCUCAUCUAUACAUGAACCAAAAUGCUCCUUUCCCUGGUUCUUAUAACGCUUAA
Schizosaccharomyces osmophilus is the source of this 1371-nucleotide messenger RNA. RefSeq names its product DNA replication termination factor Rtf1 (gene rtf1). Gene Ontology annotation, biological process: regulation of DNA-templated transcription. Gene Ontology annotation, molecular function: transcription cis-regulatory region binding; DNA-binding transcription factor activity. NCBI's taxonomy places the organism in Eukaryota, Fungi, Ascomycota, Schizosaccharomycetes, Schizosaccharomycetales, Schizosaccharomycetaceae. The record is from RefSeq and is a predicted model, not a curated record. Gene Ontology annotation, cellular component: nucleus. The transcript has 7 exons. The coding region runs from base 1 to 1371 and encodes 456 amino acids.